AAACGGAACACCCGCGUCAGCCACUGAGCCGGGGGGGUGGACUGUGGAGGAUAUGGCAGCACUUGCCGCCCACCACCACCGCCUCCUCUCCUCCUCCUCCGCAGCUGCUCCACCAGCUCGCCGCCGCCGCCGUCUCUCCUCGCUCCCCUUCUCCCCGCGGCCUUCUUCCCAUGGCCGUCUCAGCUCCAGCACGCGCGCCUCGGGCGGCGGCGGCACCAGCAGCGCGGCGGCCCCACCCGCCGCCGCGGCGACGUCGGCGUCGCUGUCCCUGGAGGAGCUGCGCCGGGGCUGCACCACCUGGACGUGGCGCGGGAUGCGCGUGAACUACCUCGCCAGGGGGCAGGGCCCGCCCGUCCUGCUCGUCCACGGCUUCGGCGCCUCCGUCGCGCACUGGCGCAGGAACAUUGGGGUGCUGUCUGAAUCCUACACCGUCUACGCGAUCGAUUUGCUGGGGUUCGGCGCCUCGGACAAGCCUCCUGGGUUUUCUUACACGAUGGAGACAUGGGCUGAGCUGAUCCUGGACUUCUUGAAGGAGGUCGUGAAGAGGCCCACGGUGCUUGUCGGCAACUCUGUCGGCAGCCUUGCAUGCGUCAUUGCUGCCUCAGAGUCCAACAGAGACGUCGUCCGGGGGCUUGUCCUGCUCAACUGCGCCGGCGGCAUGAACAACAAGGCGAUCGUCGACGACUGGAGGAUCAAGCUGGUCCUGCCUCUGCUCUGGCUGAUCGACUUCCUGUUGAACCAGCGGCCGAUAGCAUCGGCACUCUUCAACCGCGUGAAAAACAGGGACAACCUGAAGGACAUCUUGCUCUCUGUUUACGGGAACAAGGACGCCGUGGAUGAUGAAUUAGUCGAGAUCAUAAGGGGACCGGCUGACACGGAGGGCGCCCUGGACGCGUUCGUGGCGACGGUGACUGGCCCGCCGGGGCCGAGCCCGAUAGCGCUGAUGCCGCGGCUGGCGGACGUGCCCGUGCUGGUGCUGUGGGGAGACCGGGACCCCUUCACCCCCAUCGACGGGCCCGUGGGGAAGUUCUUCUCCAAGCUGCCGUCGGAGCUCCCCAACGUGACGCUCCACAUGCUCGAGGGCGUCGGCCACUGCCCGCACGACGACCGCCCGGACCUCGUCCACGACAGGCUGCUCCCGUGGCUCGACGGCCUCCCGCCGCCCGCGGCCGGCGCUGCGGCGGUCUAGUCGCCGACGGCCGGGGGUGACGACGAACUGACGGUGGAUGUAAUUAAUUCUGUAAUUCUCUCUGCUGGUGCUCGUGCGUGUCGAGAAAGUUUAACGACACGGUGAAGAAUUUGAUCCGGGCCGGUGCUCCGUACUGUGUAUACGGCCCAAGAUGGGUUUAGGCGGCGGCAGCCUGUGCUCUGUGGGCUGUGCUACGUGGACCAAGGUUCUUAGCCCA
Panicum hallii is the source of this 1406-nucleotide messenger RNA. Its product is annotated as 2-hydroxy-6-oxo-6-(2'-aminophenyl)hexa-2,4-dienoic acid hydrolase. The coding region runs from base 53 to 1189 and encodes 378 amino acids. Gene Ontology annotation, biological process: chlorophyll metabolic process. NCBI's taxonomy places the organism in Eukaryota, Viridiplantae, Streptophyta, Magnoliopsida, Poales, Poaceae. Gene Ontology annotation, cellular component: chloroplast. The record is from RefSeq and is a predicted model, not a curated record. Gene Ontology annotation, molecular function: chlorophyllase activity. The transcript is spliced from 6 exons.